CACAGGUUGACACGUUGUCGUACUUGUCUUGUGAUACUAUGUCUUUGGACUUCAACAUUUUUGUUUAUGUGGAAAUUUCUGGAUAAUGGGAGUCAGAUGCAGAAAUUCCAGCCCCCAAUUCCUAGACGUGUUUAUCCAAUUGAAUCAGGAAGACACAUACAUACAAAUUCAUCACCCACAAUUUCCAUGUUUGAUAUGGGAAUCAGUCAUGAGGACAUAGGAAUCAGUUAUGAUGAGUGGGAAAAUCUACAGGAAGCUCUGGACUGGCCGAGUCCAGAUGAAGAAAUCACUCAGCUGAAUCUGAGCACAAGUCCAGUCCACUCAACAUUCUCGAUUGUGGGACUCAAUGAGAGUUACAAAGUGGGAGAAAAGAUUCAUGUUACAAUCACAGCCAGAGAUCACAACAACAACCUGAAACCAUAUGGAGGGGAUUUUUUCCAAGCAAAGCUGUACAAUUCAAAGUUAAAGGCGAGUGUGUUUGGAGAGGUUGUGGAUCACCGUAACGGAACUUACUCCAUUGAUCUUCUUCUGCCAUGGAAAGGCCAGGCACAAGUGUCCGUGCGUCUAGUCCAUUCCAGUGAGGUUGUUCAAAUUCUUGAAAAAUACCUGGAGUCAUCAUUCCCACGCAGUCACUAUAAUGGCUACUUUGAAGGGCCAGGACCUAAAGGGAAAAGAAUCAGUGAAGUAGUAGAGUGUAAUCUUAAGUGGGGCCCAAACGGAAGUUGGAUUAAAGGCAACUGUUGCUGCGAGUAUAAGGAUGUAAAAACAGGGACGGUGUGGCAGUGUGAGAGACCAAAAACACUGUCCUGUGACAAGCUGGUGCACCACUCAAGAGGAUCUGUGGAAAACCCAUUAAAUCCCUUUGAGAAGAAACUUUUUACAAAGAAAUUAACAAAUGUUGCUCUAACUGGAGAUACGAAAAUCAUAAAUGUCCUUCCCAACACUACAGACAUUGGCUCAAUGGAGAGAUGUAGAUCUGGCCUGACAACACCGGUUCCUGCAGGGUUCUUUUUGCAUGAUGUCUGGAAGUCUUUGAUAUGUAACACUAAACGCUUCAGUCCUCCAGAAAUGGGAAACUGUCUCAAAAACAAAAUUGUCUACUUGAUGGGAGACUCCACCACGAGGCAGUGGUUUGAGUAUUUGGAACGAAAAGUGCCAGGCUUAAAGAGAAUGGACCUCCACACUCCUCGUACGGGUGGACCCCUGAUGGCUGUGGAGUUAAAAAAUAAUAUCAUUGUUCACUGGCAUCCACAUGGUAUACCUUUGCGAUUUACUAAAAUGCUAAUUACUGAUCUGCAUUACAUCAGCAAUGAUAUUGAUGAAAUAGCUGGUGGUCAUCAUGCAGUCACUGUCUUCACAAUCUUUGCCCACCUGGUGUUUCACCCACUAACAUUUUACGUCCAUGAAGUGGCCAAAAUUCGUCAGGCCGUUGUUGCACUACUGAGCCGUGCACCAGAUACUACUGUCAUCAUCAAGUCUGGCAACACAGCAGGACUAAAGGACAUUUUUCAAAGUGAUUGGUAUGCACUGCAGUUUAACACAGUGAUGAGAGAGAUGUUCAGAGAUAUUAAUGGAGUGAUCUACUUAGAUGUCUGGCAGAUGACUUCCUGUCACUAUCUACGUGAAAACAUUCACCCAGGUCCUGUUAUCAUUGCUAAUGAGGUCGACAUGUUACUCUCAUAUAUCUGCCCUACCUGAAACACCAGACACAAUAUUAUAAUGUGUGUUAAUAACUUGAUUCAUACAGUAUGAUGCAAAUUAAAAUUAGGAGACUUGAUCUGAGAGAAUUGGUGUAAUUUACUGUAUAAUCUCAAAGCGCAUUUGAAGUAAAUCUCUAUCAUCACUUUUUUAAUGAUCAUAUUUAUCUUCUUUAUUUACAAAACUUAACACCGUGACUUAUAAAACAUGUUUACUCUGUUUAACAAUGAAAUGUUAUAUCUUUGUUUCUGUCACUCUGACAUCUCUAAAAAGAUUGUCAUUAGUCUUAUGUGUUAUAAAUGUUUUUGUUUUUA
Messenger RNA from Myxocyprinus asiaticus (Chinese sucker), 2012 nucleotides. RefSeq names its product NXPE family member 3-like. The record is from RefSeq and is a predicted model, not a curated record. The coding region runs from base 67 to 1698 and encodes 543 amino acids. The transcript has 7 exons. NCBI's taxonomy places the organism in Eukaryota, Metazoa, Chordata, Actinopteri, Cypriniformes, Catostomidae.